Molecule: messenger RNA, 2808 nt
Organism: Apis cerana (Asiatic honeybee)
Lineage: Eukaryota; Metazoa; Arthropoda; Insecta; Hymenoptera; Apidae
Product: muscle, skeletal receptor tyrosine protein kinase
Biological process (GO): multicellular organism development; cellular response to nerve growth factor stimulus; cell surface receptor protein tyrosine kinase signaling pathway
Cellular component (GO): axon; signaling receptor complex; plasma membrane
Molecular function (GO): neurotrophin binding; ATP binding; transmembrane receptor protein tyrosine kinase activity
Source: RefSeq, a predicted model, not a curated record
CUCCUGCAAAUAAAAAUGAAUUUAUCCUCGAGUCGACUUUUUAAUUUUUAAUUUUGGAAAAUUAAUCAUUUGAAAUACUGGCAAAAUUAGGAAUUUCGGGGGGAAAAAGGAAAAUCUUCCGGUUAAAAAGGAAAGAAGCAAUUCGAAAUUUGAAAAAAAAUUAUCGAGAAUGAAAUUUUGAAAAUUUCGUGUCGUCCAUUCCAGAGGAAUCGUUUAGAGGAUUUUGAAAAAAAAAGAAAAGAGGAGCUUGUUUCGGAUUACCAAAUUGUGAAAAAUAUAAAUUGAAGCUGUCUAAUUAGAGGGAUGCGGGUACAAAGAAGGUGACUGUUUCGUGGUUUGAUCGAUUCUCGAAGGAACUCAUGAAAAACCUACUCCUCGUGUGGUCCAAUCAGUGCGAACAAUUGAUUUGCAAAUAUUACUGUGUUAUCUAUCAUGUGAUUACUUUUUUUUACAAUGUAAACCAAUGACGCGUCGAAUUCUGACUCGUUGACUCUCAAAAGUUUAGAGUGUAACGAUGGAUCAAUGUCAAGGAAAAAGUGAAGGUAUUAGUGCGAAACGAUAGUUCUUUUUUUUUUUUAAACGGGGGUGGUUUCCUUCCAUUUUGGUCCCAGAAUGGAGAGGAGAAGAAUGCCAAGAAGAAGAGGCCUUUCCUCCGCGGAAAUUCGACAGGAAUUAUCAGUAAAUGCGUCCACACAACAAUCGGAAGUAAUAGCGAGGUUACUGCCUAUCAACGGGAACCCCGAGAUCACAGGAUGCAAAGAUCGACCUCAUAUUUGUGGAAAAGAAGCGGCAUGUCGUAGCUUUAAAGACAACACAUCCAAAUGCGUCUGUCCGCACGAUCUAUCCCCACCAACAACGGAUUUAAAAUGUCCAAACCGUCUAAUAGUUCCCCUAACACCUCGACCUAUACCCAACAUAAUCCCUCCAAAUGGUAAUUCUACCAAUAGCACGACUGCUCUUCCAGAAGCAGAACAGUAUUUUCAUACUGUUCAACAGGCAGAGCGUGUGAGACAAAAGGUACCUGAAAUAAUAGGAAUCACCAUAGCAUUCGUCGCGGUAUUAGCAAUAUUGUUGAGUAUAGUCUACUGCGUGAAGAAAAGAAGUUAUAACGUGAAAUCACAGAGGAAUUCCCUGGAUGGAACGCCGAUGAAUCUGAAAAAGGGAUUGCUGCUAGCGAAUAAGUACACACCUAACCCACAGUAUUUCAGUUGCGCUUCGCCGGAAGUGUCGAUUCUGCAACGUGAGUCUCUUGCAUUUUUACAAGAAAUUGGCGAAGGGUGUUUUGGAAAAGUAUAUAAAGGAGAAUUGUGUAUCGGGGAUUCGAAAGAGAUCGUCGCUAUAAAAGUUUUGAAAGAAACUGCACCGCGAGAAGCUGAAGAAGAUUUUAUGCGAGAAGUCGACAUCAUGUCCACUUUUGGGCAUAGAAAUAUUUUGUCAUUGAAAGGUGCAGUGCUUCGUGAAGGUAAUAGUAGUCCAUGGAUGGUUUUCGAAUACAUGCCGUACGGAGAUCUCGCUGAAGUUUUACGAUCGAACUCUCGACAAUUUAAUAGAUCGCCGAAACCUGAGAUGCAACCUUUAACUGAGGAGUCUUUACAUUGGAUAACAAUCCAAAUUGCAGCUGGUAUGACAUAUUUAUCGGGUCAAAGAUUCGUUCAUAGAGAUUUGGCAUGUAGAAAUUGUCUAGUUGGUUAUGAUUUCAUUGUUAAAAUAGCAGAUUUUGGAAUGUCACGAGAUGUUUAUACUUGCGAUUACUAUAAGAUAAAAGGUUCUAGACUUUUACCAAUCCGUUGGAUGUCACCCGAAAGUGUAAUGUACGGACGAUUUACAUUGGAAAGUGAUGUAUGGAGUUUUGGCGUUGUUCUAUGGGAAGUCUAUUCCUUUGGCAAACAACCAUAUUACGGACAUAAUAACGAAGAAGUAGUGAAGCUAAUUUUUCAAGGCAUAAUGCUUAUACCUCCGGAAGGAUGUCCACCAUUUGUCUGCCAAAUAAUGCGAGAAUGUUGGAAAACUGAUCCUAAGGAUAGAAUUAAAUUUCCGGAGAUAUUAGAAAGACUGGAAAAAGUUAAAGUUAAGUCAAUUCAAGAUACGUUACCAAGACCACCUCAAGGUCCAGUCACCAUUCGUACACCAGACGUAUUAGAUCCUGAUGGCUAUUUAUUACCAGCACCGGCAAAACCCCACGAAUACUUGCAAACUUUACCAUCUUUGUCCGAUUGAUAUUCAUCAAAAUCAUGCAUGUUAACAGAAGUUAACAGAAGUCAUAAAAUAAUCAAAAUUUCUAAAUUGGGAAAAAAAAUAGGAUCAAAUAGAAUCAAUAAAAUUCGUUGCAAUUUUCUUAAAAGUUAUUGUUUUCGUAAUUAAAGAUGGAUACAUUUUAAGGUAAAAAAAUUAUUGAAAAAUACAAAAAUUUUGUUUUAAUCGAUAUAAUAUUAAUAAAUCCAUAAAUAAGGAAUGAAGGAAUGUGAAUAAUGAAGGAAUAAUCAAUGAUAAAAUAUUGCAACGAUAUGAAACGAUAUAUUGCAGAAAUUUGGAAAUUUUUCAAAAAGAUAAUUUCUUAUGUUAUUUUUAUACAUACAUAUGUAUAUAUUGUUAUACUUUGUCUUUUUUGAUCUUUGUCUUUUAUAGCGUCCGGAUUGAAAGACUGAUAUGAAUCGAUUUUGAUAAUAUUUCUGUAUAAAUAUUUUGACAUAAGAAAUUUACAGAUAGCCUUGUUUUAAUUAAUUUAAAUUAAUUGUAUCGUUGUUAUUGAUAUUAAAUAUAAAAAAAAACAUACAAUGAAAUUCAAACAUUCAUAUAAAAAAAAAUAAA